Cataglyphis hispanica is the source of this 845-nucleotide messenger RNA. RefSeq lists its product as uncharacterized. Bases 142 to 723 code for a protein of 193 amino acids. Lineage: Eukaryota; Metazoa; Arthropoda; Insecta; Hymenoptera; Formicidae. The transcript is spliced from 3 exons. The record is from RefSeq and is a predicted model, not a curated record.
AUAUACAUGUAUAAUUCGUCUCGGUGAAAUACAAUACAAUGAGAAAAAAAAAAGACUCCACCAGGAUAUAAAAGGGGGUGCGUAUCGUUAGGUCUACAUCAGUUUCAAUAGUGAUUCCUGCAUCGCCGUAUCAUCGUCAUCAUGAAUACUAUACUUCUGUUAACCAUUCUCAGUCUGGCAAUGCCUAUUUUUGGCAAAGAGACACAAGUGAAGAGACAAGACAAACGAGGUGUUCUAGGUUUAAGUCAUGGCGGAUUUGUUGGAGGGUCUGUGCUUCAUGGAGAUUCUUUAGCUAUUGGAGCAGAUUAUGGACAGAAUUAUCUCGGUGGCACUUCUCUGAGUCAUGGUAUCUCUGCACUUGCCUAUUCCAAUAGCUACAACGCGCCCCUAUAUUCACCGCAACGUCUUGAUUAUUCCGGUGAUCUCGGUUUAGGACACGGUGGACCAGGUUACGGUUCGGGAGGACUCGAAUACAGCGCGGCAGGACUCGGAUAUGGCGCAACAAGAAGCGGUUAUUCCUCGGCAAGAUCCGGAUAUGGCGCGGCAGGACUCGGAUAUGGCGCAACAGGAAGCGGUUAUUCCUCGGCAAGAUCCGGAUAUGGCGCGGCAGGAUUCGGAUAUAACGCGGCAAGACUCCGAUUCAAUACAGCAGGACACGGAUAUGGUGCAGGAUUGGAACAUGGCAGUGGUCUUACGACUGGCAGCGGUUACCAUCACGGAUAGUGAAACUAUGAGCAAUAUUAAUAUCGAUAUAAUCCUCUUUUCGAUUCUAUUUCUUUUUUUAAUCAUUUAUUUCCAAGUUUUAUAUCUUGCGACUUCUGAAUAAACUCUGUACUUUUUAAUAA